UAAAUGGCUGUGAUCAUAAAGAAGAUUCUGUCGAUCAAGUACAUAUUUGCUUGCUCAGAAAAAUCAUGGAGAGUUUGCGGCACUGUGUAAACCUUGAAGUGCAUGUCGUAUGCAUUUAUCAUGCAGGCUACGCAAAAUUACAUUCCUAUUAAACGGAAGCAAUAUUUUCGUGGCCAAAGGUAGGCCUACGACGAAGCAGAGGGAAACAUGGCACUUUUAAAGGAGAUUUUUGGAGUUUGUUCCGUCCUGUUUAUCUUGCUCGAGGCACGAGCCACCGUUGGGUAUUCAAGGUCAACGUGCCCUGCAGUUCCGACUGUACACAACGAUUGCAAAAUAAUUUACAAUCGCUGCUCAUCAGACGAAGCUUGCUCAAAUGGACUGAAAUGUUGUCCAUCUUCUAGAGAUAAUGGCUGCUCUCUUCGGUGUAUUAAACCACGAGAACUCGAGGGCUGCCCCGAACCCUUAGACUUCGCUUUCGUGGUUGAUACUUCCGGCAGCAUCAGUAGACGGAACUUCGUAAGGCAGAGAGAGUUCAUCGAGCAGAUGAUCGAUGGUUUCGACAUAUCAGAAGAAGGAACCCAUGUUGCUAUAGUAGAAUACAGCAGUACAGCGUCUGUCGUGUUAAAAUUUAAUAGUUUCACCGGAGUCCAGCUGAAUGCAGUUAAUCUAAAACGACAAGCCCGUAAGCUUCCCCAUCAGCGUGGAUAUACCUACAUAGAUAAGGGUCUGCAUUUGACAAACACGGAGGUGUUUUCUGUAAAAGGUGGAAUGAGACCAAAUGUUACAAAGAUCGUUCUGGUAAUGACCGAUGGAAGACAGACGGUGGGGGAAGGAUUUCUUUCCUCCGACAUUCUCCAUGACGCUGUUCAACCUCUGAAAGACAAAGGCAUUCGUGUGAUUUCUCUGGGUAUUGGAACAGGUACCCUGCUGUUUGACCUUUUGACACUUGCUUCCACGGAUGAGGAUGUGUACUCAGCUGCAGAUUUUAAAGAGCUUAAAAAUUUGGUUACAGAGCUGACUGAAAGAAACUGUCCAGUUCAUGGAAAAUGGUCUGACUGGAGAGGCUGGGGUGACUGCACAGUACCAUGCGGUGGUGGCCAACAGACAAGAUAUCGGGAUUGUGACAAUCCUCGUCCGGCGUACGGAGGAAGGCAGUGUCCUGGUGCCAGCGACGAGACACGUCCAUGCAACGAGUUACCAUGCGCCGUUGAUGGGGGCUGGACCGAGUGGAAACCGUGGGAAAUAUGUCCAGUGACUUGUGGAGGAGGAAUACAGAAACGAUAUAGAACCUGCACAGAUCCCCCACCUUCUCAUGGCGGAAAAAAUUGCUCCGGGGAAGGCAUACUUACUCGUCCUUGCAACGAGGAGCCCUGUCCAGUUAAUGGAAACUGGACUCAGUGGGAAGACUGGAGACAAUGCAGUGUGUCGUGUGGUGGAGGAACACAGAGUCGUGGUCGGACCUGUACUAGUCCUCCGCCGCAAUUUGGUGGUCGAGACUGCACUGGCGAGAGUCAAAAUACGCGGUCUUGUAACGACCAACCGUGUCCAAUUGAUGGAAGGUGGACAAGAUGGAGUGAUUGGGAGGCUUGCUCUAAAUCGUGCGGUGAUGGUACUCAGUUGUCCCGUCGAUCAUGUACCAAUCCUUCCCCUGCGUUUGGAGGAGCUGACUGUGAGGGAGAUAACGUACGGUCAAGGCCGUGCAAAGAAAUGGAAUGUCCUGUUGAUGGAAAUUGGACCGAUUGGGGAUACUGGGAGGUCUGCAGUGUGACUUGUGGUGGAGGAGUGCAAAGCCGAACUCGGACUUGCACUAAUCCCUCGCCACAUUUUGGAGGCCGUGACUGUGUUGGAGAAAACGUCGAGGAGCGUUCAUGUAACGACAACCCAUGUCCAAUUGACGGUAGGUGGACAAGAUGGGGAGACUGGGAACAAUGUUCCAUGACAUGUGGUGGUGGAAUUCAAGCGUCCAGCCGAUCAUGCACUGCUCCUGCGCCUGAAUUUGGAGGAAAAGAUUGUGAAGGGGACAGCUGGCGUUCUCGAACCUGCAACGAAGAGGAGUGUCCUGUUGAUGGAAAGUGGGCCGAUUGGGGGGAUUGGGAGCUAUGCAGUGUCACGUGCGCUGGAGGAAAGCAGAACCGAUUCCGAACUUGCACCAAUCCACCGCCACGAUUUGGAGGCCGGGACUGCAGCGGAGUAGGACAGGACGUGCGUUCUUGCAAUGAAGACCCAUGUCCAAUCGACGGAAGGUGGACAAGGUGGGGAACAUGGGAACCAUGUCCAGUGUCAUGUGGUGGUGGUAUUCAGUUAUCUAAGCGGUCUUGUACCAAUCCUGCACCUGCAUUUGGAGGAGACGACUGCGAAGGGGAAAGCGUUCGCUUAAGAUCCUGCAACGAACGAGGAUGUCCUGCUGACGGAAACUGGUCAGAAUGGAGCGAGUUUACCCCUUGUACCCUUUCUUGUGCCGGUGGAAUACAAAAUCGCUCCAGAACAUGCACCAACCCACCACCGAAAAACGAUGGAAAAUACUGUGCAGGAGAGAGCAGUGAAGUGCGACUGUGCAAUACUCUGCCAUGUCCAGUCGACGGAGGAUGGUCACUGUUCGGAGAGUGGGGCUCAUGUUCUCUGACAUGUGGAAGUGGAGUUCAAGAUCGACAAAGAACUUGUACCAAUCCCUCUCCAGCCUUCGGUGGAAGACCUUGUGACGGUUCUAGUAUGGAGACCAGAUUUUGCCAGCAAUUUCCAUGUCCAGUAAAUGGCAGGUGGACUGGCUGGGACAGUUGGAGCCCCUGUACAGUCAGUUGUGGUGGUGGGCAACAGGAACGAUCCAGAUCAUGCACCAAUCCUCCUCCAGCACAUGGUGGCGCAGACUGCGAAGGACCCAGCAAAGAGGUUCAAUCCUGCAAUGAGAACCAUUGUCCGGUGGACGGUAAAUGGACAGUUUGGGGAAACUGGGGCAUUUGUUCUUUAACGUGUGGAGGUGGCGUGCAAGACCGUUCAAGAACUUGUACCAAUCCUCCACCGGCCUUUGGUGGAGCGCAGUGUGUUGGACCAAGUAGAAGCACGCGAUUAUGCAACGACAAUCCAUGUCCAGGGGACGGGAAAUGGUCUGCAUGGAAACCCUGGUCUCCUUGCAGUGUGUCAUGCUCAUUAGGAACUCAGAGUCGAUCCCGCACCUGUACCAAUCCUCCUCCAACUUUUGGUGGUAAAGACUGCGUGGGAAAGAGUGAUGAAACCAAGUCCUGUAACAAGGGACCUUGCCCGGUGAAUGGAAGGUGGGCAAGAUGGAACCCAUGGGGCUUAUGCCCAGUGAGAUGUGGGGGCGGAACUCAAGUACGUUCACGAUCCUGCACUAAUCCCCCACCCGCCUUUGGUGGAGCAAAUUGCAUCGGAGAUAGACGACAGGUCCAAUCAUGCAAUGAGCAACCGUGCGAAGUUCAUGGUAACUGGGCAAGAUGGCAAAGCUGGAGCAAAUGCAGUAAGAGCUGUGGUGGUGGAGAUCAGAGCCGAAUGCGAACCUGCACAAAUCCACCACCUCUUCAUGGUGGCAGGCAGUGUUCAGGAAGGAACAAGGAGACUCGCUUUUGCAACAGACGGCCGUGUCCAGUCGACGGCAACUGGGCUGACUGGAAACCAUGGAGCAGGUGUUCACGAUCAUGUGGAGGAGGAACACAGGUCCGUUUGCGUACUUGCACCAAUCCCCCACGUUCCAAUGGUGGAUCAUGGUGUAUUGGGAGCCAACAGGAAAGACAAUCCUGCAAUGAAGAUAAACUGUGCCCUGUUGAUGGUGGUUGGUCCUUCUGGAGUUACUGGGGACGAUGCUCAGUUUCCUGUGGAUCUGGAGUAAUGUAUCGAACCAGAACUUGUACCAGUCCCCCACCAGCGCACGGUGGAGUACGGUGUCGGGGAGAAAGCAGAGAAAUUUAUUACUGUGAGAGAUCAUCCUGCCCAGUUGAUGGUAAUUGGGCUCAGUGGGGUCGUUUUAGCCGAUGCUCAAGGAGGUGUUCAGGUGGAGUUAAGCGUCGUUACAGAUCUUGUUCUAAUCCGCGUCCGUCCAAUGGCGGUAAGCAGUGUCCUGGCGAAGCGGUGGAAGAAAUUCCUUGCAACACAAGACCUUGUUCAGUAAAUGGAAACUGGGGCCGAUGGGACAGCUGGAGUCCAUGCUCAAAAACUUGUGGAGGCCUGGGGCGGAGAAUAAGAAGAAGGCAAUGCAACAACCCCCCUCCCUCUAACGGAGGCAGAUAUUGUGUUGGAGACAGUACAUUAACGGCCUCAUGUGCCGCGUGGUUACCUUGUGAAGUGAGCUGCAACAUCCCUCUGGACUUUGCUAUCAUCGCCGACACAUCUGGCAGCAUUUCCAGAAAAAACUUUCAGCUUCUUCAAAAUUUCAUUCGUGGUCUGGUGGAUAGCUUUCAGGUGGAUGAAGAUUACACCCAUAUAGCUAUUAUAGAGUACAGCACCACUGCUUCUGUGCAGCUCCAUUUCAAUGACUUGUCUGGAAAAAAUCUGACCAGACAAAACGUAAAGGAAAAGGUUCAAAGCAUGCCCCAUAAACGAGGGUACACGUACAUCGACAGAGCAUUACGUAUGGCAGACCGAGACGUUUUCACAUACGCCGCUGGCAUGCGAUAUAACGUGGAUAAGGUGGCACUCGUAAUGACGGAUGGGGUGCAAACAGUUGAAAAGAACUCCAGGAAGUCAGACAUCGAGAUUCUUACCGAAGCUUCAAAGCCUCUUAAAGAAAAGGGCGUGCGCAUCAUUUCGCUUGGAAUUGGAAAGCGGGUCAAUAGGAAAAGUCUGGAGGCCAUUUCCUCAGGCAGAGACGUGUACUCUUCACGAACCUUCUCUGAACUCAAAACAUUAGUGAAGAAAUUAAAGAAAGGAACCUGCCAUGCGACAGCGGCAGGCUACAAAUACGUAAGACGUACAAGAUAGAUCUGACAUCACAGAUCAUUUAUCGCCUCGCAAUCCAUUCAGAGCCACUCUCUGCAGUAAAGUAACGAGCAAAGGGAAACAAAACAGACUAACAGUAUUAUGUUUGGGAGCUUCGGUGAACUGACAGGUUGUUCUUUUCCAGGCGUAAUAUUAUCAUCAAUGCAAGAGAUUAACAAUCCACUAAAUUGGUUUAUUAAAUUUGAUACCCACUGACCUGUCAUUGUUAACCGGUGGGGAGGGGAGAGGGAGGAUUUUAGGUGGGGGGAAUCACAUAGUAUUCAGUCAAGGGGAACAGCAGGAGAUCAAUCGUUGAAAGAGAGAGUUUAAAUGGGGCACAAUAGAAAAUUGACUGCCUUAGACGGGAAUCAUCCAAAUUCUACAAAUCCUUAUAGGGGGGACCAGGUAAAUUUUAUUGUGCAUCAACAAGAGCCCAUCACAAGUGAUAGGCUCCUGGCAUCAACCAAGCCCCACCCCCAACCCCCCCCCCUCCUUCCCACGGCGAUAGACAAUGAUUUUUCCCUCAUGGUGACAAUAAUGAUGAUGAUGAAAAAAAUAAUAAUAAUGAUAAUGAUAAUACCAAUAAUGUAGCCAAGCGUCAGCUAAUAAAUGCAAUAAAUUAUUGUCCAAAACUUCGGAAUUUUCAAAAUCAGUAAGUUCUAGAUUUAAAAAGGUCCCAGUGGAGUUAAUCGUUAACCGUAAAACGGCAGAAAAAAAUUAAAGGAAUAAAGAAACCCAAAUUAAAAUUUUAACCGUGGGUUAGCGCUAAUAAGCCUUCGAACAACUGGGCCCUGAAAGUUAACAGGCUAGUUAAAAUGUUUUUACAGGGUAUGUUUAGUUUAUAUUAGACUAGAAUAGAGCUUAAGAGGCAAUACCACGUAUUUCAUGUACAUCAUAUGUGGGGACAACGCUGAGUUAAAAGCCUUAGAACAAAUGAACGUGAACUGCAAAUUCUCUCAAGCGAAAGUGACGAAAUAAUGAAGAGUUUAUUCAUUGUCAGACUUAAGGUAAAGUGCUUUCCCGAAAUCGAUUGAUUUUUAUUGCUAUUUAGAAAGAAUGAUGAAAAAUUAAAUUGAUAUUAAAGUUAAGUAGCAACAGCAUCUUGAGCGGUCGGACUCCAAACAACAACCUUAUAGUUGACUAUGGACUCCGCUGUUCGAGGUUUAAAGCGAUGUGUCGGUAUGUCUUAGGUCGCUUUGAACGGUAAAUUUGGUUGUACACAGUUUAAAGGGAAGCAUGCGUGUGUUUCAAUAUGUUUGCUUUUAGAUUAAAAAUAAAUAAUAAAUACAGAGAAGGAAAUAAAACUACAGUUAUCCAA
Messenger RNA from Pocillopora verrucosa, 6244 nucleotides. RefSeq names its product A disintegrin and metalloproteinase with thrombospondin motifs adt-1. The record is from RefSeq and is a predicted model, not a curated record. Gene Ontology annotation, cellular component: extracellular region. Gene Ontology annotation, molecular function: peptidase inhibitor activity. NCBI's taxonomy places the organism in Eukaryota, Metazoa, Cnidaria, Anthozoa, Scleractinia, Pocilloporidae.